AUAUAUACAAAGACAAAGAUAGAGAGAGUGAAAGGUUCACAAACAAAAAAAAACAGAGUUCAAAUACGUUCAAGAUGAUAUAAGAGAUUUUGUAAUCAAUUCACCCAUUUUUAUUGUUCAUAUUCUUCUCUAUCACUAAAAUGGCUGUCCAAGCUCACCAACACCAUUCCUCUAAUCUCAUCCUCCAUAACAAAAGAAACGGGAAAGACAAGGAACAAGAUUUAUCGUUGCAAUCACAGACUGUUUUUGAGCAAACCAAUAUGUUAUUCAACUAUGGAGGUUGUAACCAGAGGAAAAGAGGAAGAGAAACGAAGGAUCAUCAUCAUCAAGUGUUGUUGUUACCUCAGCAGUCUCAUCAUCAAGUGUUGUUGUUACCUCAGCAGUCUCAUCAUCAGCUCCCACAAGUUAUAGACUUGUCUUUAUUACAACACAACUACAAUCAUACGACGGCGUCUUCAAAUAUGGUUCAUACAGGACUACGUUUAUCUUCCGGCGACGAUCAUACACAGAAGAUUCGUCCGAAUCUGUUCUCCGGUUCCUUUGAAGGUGUUUUGUCUGCACAUUACAAUUGGCAAAGCGAGGAACUUGAUGAAUUGCUUCGUUCCCAGGCGGAGGAGCUACGGCGCACAUUAGUGGAGAGGAGGAAGAAACACUAUAAAGCGCUUAUCGGUGCUGUGGAGGAGCCGUUGGUACGUAAGCUGAAAGAGAAAGAGGCAGAGAUAGAGAGAGCCACGCGCCGUCACAAUGAGCUCGUGGCGCGUGAAUCUCAGCUUAGAGCGGAGGCGGAAGCUUGGCAAGGGAGAGCGAAGGCGCAGGAAGCCGCCGCCGCGUCGCUGCAGGCUCAGCUUCACCAAGCCGUUAACAAAUGCGGUGGUGUGUCGGCGGAGGAAGGGCUAGUAUUAGGAGCUGAAAUCAGCGGAGUAGACGACGCUGAGUCGGCGUACGUUGAUCCGGAGAGGAUGAAACGGCCGACCUGCAAAGCUUGCCGGAAAAUGGAAGCGACGGUGGUGAUGUUGCCGUGUCGGCAUAUGAGCAUCUGCCCGGGAUGUGACCGGACAGCUUUAGCCUGCCCGUUGUGUCUCACGUUGCGGAGUUCGAGUGUUGAAGCGAUCCUUUGCUAAAUGGGCCUAUUUCAGGCCCACCAUUUUGUUAUCGUACAUACAACUUUUUUUUUUAGGAAAAAAUGAAUGCAAAAUUCUUUCUUAUGAAUUGGAGAAACAUGUAGAACAUACAAAAUUGUUUCUUGAAGGUAUCGAACCCACAUGGGAGUUCUUGGUGCCCGAA
Messenger RNA from Camelina sativa (false flax), 1284 nucleotides. Its product is annotated as BOI-related E3 ubiquitin-protein ligase 1. Gene Ontology annotation, molecular function: ubiquitin-protein transferase activity. The record is from RefSeq and is a predicted model, not a curated record. Lineage: Eukaryota; Viridiplantae; Streptophyta; Magnoliopsida; Brassicales; Brassicaceae.